Messenger RNA from Perca flavescens (yellow perch), 372 nucleotides. RefSeq names its product keratin-associated protein 4-3-like. Bases 1 to 372 code for a protein of 123 amino acids. The record is from RefSeq and is a predicted model, not a curated record. NCBI's taxonomy places the organism in Eukaryota, Metazoa, Chordata, Actinopteri, Perciformes, Percidae. The transcript has 2 exons.
AUGGCAGCAUCAACAACAGCUGCCCCUACAACUGCGCCCCCAACAAUUGCAUACAACUGCGGUACCAAUAACUGCAGCACCAACAACUGUAGCAUCAACAACAGCUGCCCCUACAUCUACUGCCCCAACAACUGCGGAGCCAACAACGGCAGCAUCAACAACUGCUUCCCCAACAACUGCGGCCCCAAUAACUGUGGCCCCUACAACUGCAGCACCAACAACUGCUACCUCAACAACUGCUGCAUCAACAACGGCAGCACCAACAACUGUAGCACUAACAAAUGUGGCCCCUACAACUGCAGCAUCAACAGCCGCCCCUACAUCUGCUGCCCCCACAACUGCUGCAUCAACAACUGUAGCAUCAACAACUGA